This is a messenger RNA of Paralichthys olivaceus (Japanese flounder), 1507 nucleotides long. RefSeq names its product 2-iminobutanoate/2-iminopropanoate deaminase-like. The record is from RefSeq and is a predicted model, not a curated record. Gene Ontology annotation, molecular function: deaminase activity. Lineage: Eukaryota; Metazoa; Chordata; Actinopteri; Pleuronectiformes; Paralichthyidae. Gene Ontology annotation, cellular component: mitochondrion; cytosol.
UUGCGAGUCUACAACCUUGCUUACGGUGAUUUCCGCCCUGACGUACUCCAGUGCUGCUCUCCGCUCCUCCUCUCCUCAGACCUUCACCCAGCGGAGCAGUCUGUGUCACACGCUCCGUGGUGCGGCAGCUGCCUCAGGUCUGAUCGAUACAAUCCUCUGAGACAUGGCUGCGUUGAUCCGGAGGAUUAUCAGCACAUCCAGAGCUCCGGCUGCUAUCGGCCCGUACAGCCAAGCAGUGGUGGUAGAUCGGACAGUGUACAUCUCUGGACAGCUGGGGAUGGAUCCUGCCAGUUGUCAGUUGGUGGAAGGUUGUGUUCAGGCUCAGACCAGACAGGCUCUUGAAAAUAUGGGUGAAAUCCUUAAAGCUGCAGGCUGCGGUUAUGAAAAUGUUGUCAAAACCACAGUGCUCCUCGCUGACAUGAACGACUUCACUAAUGUCAACAAUGUUUACAAGCAGUUCUUCAGCAGUAACUACCCAGCCAGAGCUGCCUACCAGGUUGCUGCACUUCCGAGAGGUGGUCUGGUUGAGAUUGAAGCAAUUGCUGUUUUGGGCCCUCUCACCAAUGUUUCCUAACGAGAGUAUCUGUCGAAAAAUUGAAAGAAAAAUCAGGAAAUCCUAUAAUGAUAAAAAUAUAUGUGCCUUGUUCUGUAGACUGUAGACGAAUUGAUACAUCAAUCCUGUAUAGCAUGCGCAUAGCACAUCAUUUUUUAUUAUAGAUCAAUCAUCCUCCUGUAUUACGUUCUGUAGUACGUCGUGGGUCACUUUGCAGACUAUUAGUAGUCAGGCUGAUUGCUGUAUUGAAUUUCUCCAGCAGCCUUUGUUGUCACAAGCCAUCAGUUUAUCCUAAUGCCAAAUGAUGGAGGUUCAAAUGUAACUCAAUAAUACAUGUUUUUACACAUCAUGAAUUAUUCUCGUCAGUAGGGGAUUGCUGUACGUGUGUGUGUUGAUGCCCGCAUGGUUGUACAGGAUGAAAAAUAAUUUAUACAUGAGAACAGGAUUUGGUAUGUUCCAAAGCAUGGUUUAAAAUAGACUAUUAUAUUGUAAAUAAAUGUAAAGACCAACAUAAUGUCCAUAUGUGGUACAAUGUGUUAAUGGGUGUGUUGCAUCAUGUCAAACAAAAUGAAAACGAGAGGGUGAGGCAGAGUGUGUAUGUAAAGUAAAUAACAUACAGUCCAAUUUCAGUUAAAGAAAACCCACAUGUAUUAGUAAGUAAAACUUUAUUCUGUACACUAAGAGGUUAGCAGAAUCACAGACAGUUCAGAGAGGGAAUACAUUACAGAGGAAGACACAGAUGAAGAGAGCCAAUAUCUAAACAGACUUUUUUGUUCCCAUAAGAGUUCUUCACAUCUUAUGCAACUCAAAUACUCAAAAACACAAAGACCUUGACUCUUCUCCACAGUGUGCAGGACUUGAAUACAAUGUCCACUAAGUGAUCUCUUACUGUGGGAGACAUUUAAUUCACUAUGAGCAAAAAUGAAUAAAGAGCAAAAAUAGUAAAAAAAAAAA